AUGGUUGCAGGGCUUGUAGAGUGUAAUCAGUGUCACUGAAGUAUACAUUUAGAAAUUGUUGAGAUGGCAUAUGUUUUGUUAUAUAAAUAUUUACCACCAUCCAAUUUUUCAAAAAAUCUGCAGCUCUGACUUCUCUUGAAAAAUAUCAGAGAACCUGAUAAUGCAUGGUUCACUUUGCUAUAUGGCAAUGGUUGGCAAGAGCUUAGAGCAGCUGCCUCAUUUGGACAGAACAUACGCCCUCCAUUUCUCCACAGUCCCCACCAUUCCCUAUUGUGCUAUACUCAACUUUUGACACAAGUGGGGUUGCUGUAAAUAGGAUUCGACUCAAUUGUUACUGGUUUUUUUUUUACUGAUCUCUGAGUUCGAAAUCCCUAUAUGUAUUUGAGUUUGAGACUCCUGUAUUAUUUGAGUUUGAGGCCCAUGUAGGUAUAUGUAGGAGCCCUAGUGGUGCAGUAAUUAAAGCACUCACCUGCUAACUGAAAGGUUGGCAGUAUUUGAGGUUGAGACACCUACAGAAAGCAAAUAAUGCAUUGUGUGAUUAAUGAAGAAUAGUUCUUCAUUAAAAUUUAUUCAACUGCUCUGUCCUUUCCUUCUAGAUCUUUGUUAUUGUUGAAUUAUUCUCCUCAUGCCCUCUUCCCUGAGCAUCUUCUGUAGUUCAAGAGGUUUUCCUAGGACAGAACAUGACCAACCUCACAGCAGUAUCUGUCUUCAUCCUCCAGGGCUUCUCAGCCAUCCCUGAGUUACAGCUCCUCAGCACGGCAGCCUUCCUUCUCAUUUACAUUGCUGCAGUGCUGGGGAACAUCUCCAUUGUGGCUGCCGUGACACUGGACGCCAGCCUGCACACGCCCAUGUACUUCUUCCUCAAAAACCUCUCCCUGGUGGACAUCUGCUCCAUAUCCACCACUCUGCCCCGGGCCAUGAUGGCUGCCACGGUGGGCUCAGGGGAGAUUUCACUCCCUGCCUGUGCAUCUCAGCUCUUCGCCUUUGUCUGCUUUGGGUCAGUGGAGUGCUUUCUCAUCACUUCCAUGGCUUAUGACCGCUGUCUGGCCAUUUACAGGCCCCUGUUGUACAGGGCAGCCAUGAGCCCCCAGACCUGUGUCUCCCUGGUGGUGGUGGCUUGGGGCAGUGGGCUCGUUUACUCCACCUUCCACACAGCCAACACCUUCUCCCUGCCCUUCUGUGGCCCCAAUGUGAUUGACCACUUCUUCUGUGACAUUCCCCCCGUCAUGCACUUGGCCUGUGCCAGCGCAGAUGCUCACGAGGCUACUGGAUUUGCAGUCAGCGGCUGCGUCAUCAUGAGCUGCUUCACCCUCACCAUUCUCUCCUAUGUCCGCAUCUUGGCUACUGUGGUCCAGAUCCGCUCAGCAGCUGGCCGCGGGAAGGCCUUCUCUACCUGCUCUUCUCAUCUGGCCACAGUGCUCCUGUUUUAUGGCACUGGCAGCUGUGCCUACAUGCAGCCCACCACCCACUACUCCCUACUGCAAGGGCGCCUGGCUGCAGUCUUCUACUCUGUCCUCACGCCCAGCCUGAACCCGCUCAUCUACAGCCUGAGGAACAAAGACAUGAAGAAGGCCCUGCAGAAGCUCUACCUCCAGGUACCAUUGUAG
This is a messenger RNA of Loxodonta africana (African savanna elephant), 1607 nucleotides long. Its product is annotated as olfactory receptor 9S13-like. Gene Ontology annotation, cellular component: membrane. The transcript has a single exon. The record is from RefSeq and is a predicted model, not a curated record. Gene Ontology annotation, molecular function: odorant binding; olfactory receptor activity; G protein-coupled receptor activity. Gene Ontology annotation, biological process: G protein-coupled receptor signaling pathway. Bases 681 to 1607 code for a protein of 308 amino acids. Lineage: Eukaryota; Metazoa; Chordata; Mammalia; Proboscidea; Elephantidae.